Molecule: messenger RNA, 775 nt
Organism: Rosa rugosa (rugosa rose)
Lineage: Eukaryota; Viridiplantae; Streptophyta; Magnoliopsida; Rosales; Rosaceae
Product: FCS-Like Zinc finger 3
Exons: 2
Coding region: 111-431 (106 amino acids)
Source: RefSeq, a predicted model, not a curated record
CUCCUCUCCUCCUCUUCUUCGCUUUGUAGCAUAAAGCCCUUACCUUUAGCAAAACCAGUCCAUUAAAGCAUCAAGCUUUUUUCAGUUCCUCUUAGGUUUUUCAUUUCAAUAUGAAGAAAGGAAUGUUCUCCUACACCUCUUAUGAGAAUCAUUUCCAGAAUGAGCCUCACUUCCUUGAUGCCUGCUUUCUUUGCAGAAAGUCACUUGGAAACAACUCUGACAUCUUCAUGUACAGGGGAAAUACACCAUUCUGCAGCAAAGAUUGCAGACAAGAACAAAUAGAGUUUGAUGAGGCUAAAGAGAAGAGCUGUAAAGUGUCAUCUUCUUCUUCUUCCUCAUCUUCAAGCAGAGCAUCCAUCAGAAAAUCAGAUGCCAACAAGAACUCUACCACCAACAAAACUGUACGGACAGGCACAGUUGCUGUAGCCUGAUGAUCGACCCUGAACCAAAAAAUUAAUUUUUGUAAAUUAUGUAAAUCUUUUCUCGUUCCACGUGGCAAGAUCAUGGAGGUGAAUUUUGAUCAGGGGUGUGUGAUCUGUAAAAAGUGAGAUGGAGAGGGGAAGUACAUAUGAAAUUUGUGAUCAAUUGGGGAAGAAUUUUGUUCAAGUUUUUGUUGAACGGAAAGGAAAACCAUCAUAUCUCCUAUGUAAUGGUAGGGAUGUGUUGUAAAAUUUUGUUAAUGAUCUUUGUUUACUUCUCAAAGGAUUUUGAGACAUUGAAAAGUUUCGAAGAGAAACUUAAUUGGUAUCAAAUCACUGAUGUUCUAUUUUUUUUC